Molecule: messenger RNA, 4840 nt
Organism: Notothenia coriiceps (black rockcod)
Lineage: Eukaryota; Metazoa; Chordata; Actinopteri; Perciformes; Nototheniidae
Product: growth regulating estrogen receptor binding 1
Exons: 27
Coding region: 29-4840 (1603 amino acids)
Biological process (GO): multicellular organism development
Source: RefSeq, a predicted model, not a curated record
GUUAACAGAAUAUUUUUGCAGGACACCAAUGGGGAACUCCUAUGCAGGCCAGCUGCGGACCACGCGCUUUGAGGAAGUCCUCCAUAAUUCCAUUGAGGCAUCGCUGAGGUCCAACACCGUGGUGCCCCGACCUGUUUUCUCACAGCUUUACCUCGAGACAGAGCAGCCAUUGACACAUAAUGGCCGUACAGAGAAUGACGAUGACGACGAUGAAGAUGGCUCUGAGUCUAACAGUCCUCCACUACCCUAUCAGAUGAAGACCCCACCUGAUGGAUGUUGCAUAACAGAUGGCUUCUGUCAGGCAGGCCGGGACCUGCGUCUGUCCUCGCUGGCAUCAGAUCCCUUGGAUGUGUCCGCUGGGUUCAUGUUGGUGGGGGUGAAGUCCCCCUCCCUCCCGGAGACCCUGCUGGUGUGUGCAGUGGACCGCCGCUUCCUUCCAGACGAACGGGGUCACAACGCACUGCUAGGCUUCUUAGGAAACUGUAUGGGCUGCGGAGAGAAAGGCUUUCGCUAUUUCACUGAGUUCUCCAACCACAUUAACCUGAAGCUCAGCACCCAGCCCAAGAAACAGAAGCACUUGAAGCACCAUCUGUACAGGAACAACCAAGGCGUGCUGAUGAAAGGAGCUCCCAUCUGCUGGAGGGGACACGAUGGCAGGAUGAGACAGACGGUGUCCAUUCUCCCAGAAGGCCAUGUGGCAUCAGAUGAACCACCACCAAACACGGCACCUACACUCACUUUACACACACCUGGUGGCUACACAGCAGGAUCAAAUUCGGACCCGGUUAAUCUGCCACAAGUAGCAGAUGCCCCCCACCCGCUGGCAAAUGGCAUCCAUGUUGCUCCCUCCGUCGCCCAGACAUCUUUAAAUCAGUCGGGGCCUGGGAGACCCUCAGCUACAGGGUCCCAUGUAAACGCUGGUCCUCCAAAAAAGAGGCAUAAGGGCUGGUCGCCUGAGUCCUCUGCCAACAGUGUGACGGAGAGCGCUGUGAAGACCCCACCAUCUUCAUCAGCCUCAUCAGCCUCAUCAGCAUCAUCCAUGUCCUCUCUCCUCACACAUGGAGCCAGAUCAGAGACUGUAGCCCCGCUGAGUUCCUCGCAGGCUUCCUUGACCCCACUUUCUCCACCAGGGCUGGCAGUAACAAUCCCUGAUCAGCUGCUGCACACCUGCAGACUGCAACCUGUCAUCUUCAAAGGGCAUGGCUCUCUCCCUCAGCUGAAUGGAAACAUCAGUGAAGUGCUCGUGAGUUCUCUGCUCCAGAGCUGUUACCUGAGCUCUCAGACACUCCCCAGAGUCUACCAGCACUACGGACCAUCACCCAUUCAGCCAUUGUCCACAGAGAUGCAGAUUCUUCUCACAGUCUACUACCUUGUUCAGCUAGGUCCUGACCAGGUGCCCCUGAUAGAGGACUUGGAGCAGAUAUUCAUGAGGUCAUGGAGGGAGUCUCACCUCAGCGAGAUCAGACAGUACCAGCAGCCUCAAACACCGGCCAGCCAAGGGAGGCAUUACGGCAUAGAGACCUCUUCCAUCCUGCCUGGGCUCCCCCAGCAUCUGUCCCUACUUCCCCAGAGCCAACCACCUUUGACCCCCAGCCAGCUUCCUUGGCUGGCCCAGCUGGCUGCGUCGUCUUGUGGAGAGGGCGUGGUGGUUUUAGGGGAGAAGAUUGGUUCUUUGGCUCAAGGCCUUCAGCAAACAGUCAGCAGGUUGAUGGAAGGACGUCUUGAAAACACCAACUACGUGGUCAUUAUCGUCUCUGUACCGGGACAGGAAACUCAGUCCUGUGUGGUCGUCACAGGUAAACACCAGUGUCGUGCCUUGGCAGAGAGUAUGUACUCUCCCAAUGAGGGUCUUAAAGAAAUAAACCACCAGCUCUCCCUUGGUGCUGCCCAGGAACUCAUCCACUACUGCAAUUCUCUCGGACAGGACGGUGAUUUGGAUUCCCUGCUGGAUAGUGCCACCUUAGACAGCAACGAGCCCUCUCCCUUAUCCAGUUGUCUGGACUCAGCUGAAGAGAAGAGUCUUAAAACUACACGCAGUCCCAAAGACACACCCAGUCCAAAGAAUUCAAAAGACUCACCCAGCCCUAAAGGGAGAGCUUCAAGUCCCAAAGACACCUGCUCAGAAUACUCCGUAAAGUGGCGUGAGGUUCGUCCCAUUCAGCUGGCGGUGGCCAGAAAGCUGCUGUCCCAUGUCUGUGCCAUAGCAGACUCCAGUACACAGAACCUGGAUCUUGGCUCCUUCGACCGGGUCAGCUUCCUCAUCCUGGUCCCGCCCUCUGAGGUCACAUUUCAGCAAACUGUUUUCCACCUCUGGAGCUCUGGUGUCCUUCAGGAGCUGGGGGGUUUAGACCAGGAGUGUGUGUCUCAACGGGAUGCUGAGCGAUAUGUGGUCAAGAUGGACCAGAACGCUCAGGCACGGAUUGAAAACCUCAUCCAGGAAGCACAAAGCAACUCCUACACACUCUACAUCCUGGUCCAUGACCACGCCCACUGGGACAUUAACAGUACCUCAGAUAGUGGACUGGGUCUGGUGGAUCAGCUGUUAAACUCCUGUCAGGUCAGAGAUGCUCCAAACAUCCUGAUUCUCCACGUCACCUCCUUCCCCUUCGCUCUGCAGACACAGUAUACCCGCAUCAGUCCCUACAAUGAGAUCCACUGGCCCUCUGCAUUCAGUAAUGAUGUGGACCUGUACCAUGAGAAGACGCGCUACUUUGGUGUGUCGGAGCUUUUAGAGUCGACCCGCUCAGGGAGCAGUCUGCCACUGAUGCGUUAUGAUUCAUCCUUUGAAAGCAUGGCUUCUGCUCUGGAAGAAAGGUUUCCUAAAUUGCACAGCUCUGUGAUCCGGACCACAGUUUUGAUCCAACACUACUGCGUGGCUCUGAUGGCUGCAUCCGGCAAAAUCGGCAGCUCCCACAAUCUCCACAAACACACAUCAGUGGAGACCCUAGAGAUUGUACAAUCACUGCUCACUGCGGCCCAGCAAUGUCCCACCCACCAUGGGCACAUGGUCCUGCUGCGGAUCCCCUCUCAGUCUCUGGCAGCAUGGGCCCACCGGCGGCUCUCCAGAGUGAGGAGGCAGCUGGGUCUGGAGGACACUUUUGAAAUCAUACUGGGGAAUCCAAACCAGGCGCUGAGUAUUGGACAGAGAUUCACUGAUCAGAUCAAGACCUGGCUAAAGAUCCAGGAUGCUGACUGGGUUCCUCAGACCUACCUGGAGCUGGAGGCCCUUCCCUGCAUCCUGAUCCUGUCAGGAGCCGAGCCCCAGGGGGAAUCUAUGCCAAGGUCAUUGAAGUACUGUGAUCUCAGAGUGAUAAGCUGCUCAUACCUUCAGCGAACCACACUGGAACAAGAGCUAGGUCUGGCUGCUUAUCUAGUGAGAGCAGAGUCUCGACCCCCACAAAACCCCGGACCAGGAAGUGACCUGCUGGAGAGUGACGCAGAGAAACUCAGCAGUACUGACAAUGAGGAGGAGGAGGGACAAGACAAUGGGGACUCCCCUCUGUCCAGCAGCCAGCAGCUCCAGUCAUGUCCAGAGGGCGGAGCUUCAGAUCCCUUCCCUGCACAAAGCACCACCUCUCCAAAUGUCCAGAAAGGGACAACAGACACCAUUCAACCUCCCUCACAAUCACUGACUCAACUCCAACCUCAGCCCUCUCAGUCUUUUCCAUAUCCUCCAACUCCAUCGCACCAACCUCAAGUGCAGACUUUUUCCCAGGCACAAACAAAUUCCCAACCCUUCACUCAGCCCCAGUCCCACUCCCAAAUACCCAACCCUCAACCCCCUCCCUCUGCUCGGUCACGUCGCCAACACUCCAAAUCCACCUCCUCUGGCUCCUUGUCUCCGCAAGCCUCCUCUCCUCACCUGAGCUGCUCCUGGGCGCGAGGUGUGAGUCGCCCCCCCUCUGUGCUCCUCCCUCGGGCCCUCUACGAUAUUAUCACAGCCAGUGACAGCAGCGGGCUUCCCCGAUGUACAUCAUUCCUGCCGCACAUGUCUGUCGCAUGGGCAAGCAGCUUCAGGCCUUUGCUGAGUAAGAUGAUGACAUGUACAGAGCAGUCACUGUACUAUCGCCAGUGGAUGGUCCCUCGCUCCUACCACAUGGACAGCAGCAACCGCACUGAAGGACGAAGCGACAACUUUCAUCCUCGCAGGCUGCUGCUCAGUGGACCUCCACAGGUGGGUAAGACAGGAGCGUACCUGCACUUCCUGGGUAUUCUGUCCCGGAUGCUGAUCAGGUUGAUGGAGGUGGAUAUCUACGAUGAAGAAGACAUCAACUACAGCUGUCAGGCUGAGGGGGUGCUGUACCACCCAUCCAAUGUUUCCUGGCCCAACCCAGACAUUGUGAAGACGAUGCCCUUUGACUACACCAUCCAUGACCCCAAAUAUGAGGAAAUCAGCUCUGUCUACUGCCCUGGAUAUAAAUCAAGUGCUGAUGGAAACCCCUGUGCGCCAAGGAACUGUUUACCGUACGUAGGGCGGACAUCCAGGGAUCAAAGCUGUCAAAAUAAUGCGGCCUACGAACACAUAACCAUCACUGUGAAACAGGUGUCAUUCAGUACCUGGGCAUCAACCCCAGAAUACCAGAUAAUCCACCUCCAUCACCUGAUCAGCAUCAAGGGACCAGAAUACCAGGAAGUGGCAGGCUUGCCCAGGACAGACAUGGGGCGGUGUGUCAUCGGGGAAGCCCGCUGCUGUCACUGGCGUGUGAUAAUACGUAAGGCCCGAGGGAGGAGCACAGAGGGGGGCGCUCACACCUCGCCGCCCAGCGAGCAGACAUACAGAAAAGAGAGGCUGCGGAGACAAGGAGCCAGAGGAGUGGAUUUGGAGUGUUGGCGACCGUGA